CUCUGGUGACAGCUAUUUAGCCUUAGGAGCAUUUCCAUCUAUAGCAGUUUCUUUAAAAUACAGUGUAGAGACAGUUUGGGGGAGGUAAAUUCCCUCAACUUUUGCUUAUCUGAAAAUUGAUUAAUCCUUCCUUCAAAUGUAAUGAUAAUCUUUCCACGUAUAGUAUUCUUAGUUUGUGGCCCUUCUGUUUCAUUGCAUUAAAUAUAUCAUGCCACUCCCUUCUGGCCUGUAAGGUUUCUGCUGAGAAGUCUGACAAUAGCAUGAUGGGUUUUCCUUUCUAGGUGAUCUUUUUUCUCUCUUUGGCUGCUUGUAAUACUCUGUCUCAUCCUUGAUUUUUGCCAUUUUAAUUAUUACAUGUCUUGGUGUUGUCUUCCUAGGGUCCCUUGUGUUGGGAGAACUGUCCACUUCCAUGGCCUGAGAGAUGAUUUCCUUCUGCAGAUUGUGUAACUUUUCAGCAAUUAAUUCCUCAAAGGGACUUUCUAUCCCUUUUUCUCUCUUCUUCUUCUGGAACCCUAUAAUAUGAAUAUUGUUCCAUUUGGAUUGUUCACACAGUUAGUUGUCUUACUAUUUUUUAAUUCCUAGAGAUCCUUUUUCUCUCUGUGCCUCAGCUUCUUUGUAUUCUUGUUCUCUAAUUUCUAUUUCAUUUACCAUCUCCUCUAUGUCAUCUAUUCUGCUUUUAAAUUCCUUCGUUGUAUGUUUCACUUCUGGUACUGUAUUUUUCAAAGUUUCUAUUUCUUUCUUUAAGCCCUCCCUGAGCUCUUGAAUAAUUUUCUGUAGCUCUGUGAGCAUGUUUAUGAUUUUUAUUUUGAGAUCUUUAUCAAGAAGAUAGGUAGGUGAUUUCAGUUUCACUUUCUGGUGUUUGAGGGAUUUGGUUUUUACAAGAUACUUUUGCCUUUUCAUAUUUCUAAUGAUUACUAUGGAAUAAUAGGUUUUUGUAGAUGAUGCCCUCUAGUGCACAGAAAUUCUAUUCUCUGGAGUUUCCCAGCACCUGGAGCAAUGGUAGGGGUCGCAGGCAAGUGGUGCCAGUGCCUGCUGGGUGGAAAGAGCUCUUUCCUGGUUCCCGGAUGCAGUGCCUGACUCCAGUGCCCGGGCCAGUAGGCCAUGUGCAUAGGGAGGAGCCUCUGCGUUAUGCCUGUGUAGCUAAUGUAGGUGGAUCCACCCUCUGGCUGGCCUGGCACGAUGGUGGAGGCAGCAGGUUUAUGAACUGAUGCUGGCCAGGAUGAACUGGUGGCAGGCUGCAUAUUGCAGUAGGGGGCCUCAGGACUGCUUUUCCAGCCAGUGGGAUGGAGCACCUGAAGCUCCUGAACGUUCCCAACUUGCUGGGCUGAGUGGGCAGGGACGAUUUUGCCCACCUGUCCUUUCUUUUGAUCUUCAAGCUCUGUGUAAGACUUGCUCCUUUAGCACCCCUCUCACUAUCAGGAAGUCUUUAAAAGUGCCCACCUUUCUUUUGUCCCGGAGUGGCCAGUUGUGGGUACCUAUUUUCCACAAACUGCUGGAAUCUCAGUCUUUCUGAGUAUUCUGCCUGUCUUUGCUUUCCAACUCCACUUAUCUCCAGAGCACCAUGUAAUGUGGGUUCAUGCUCCCGGAGCAGAUUUCCAGGGGUGGGUGUUUAGCAGUCCUGGGCUUCUACUCCCUCCUUGCUCCAUUUCUCUUCCUCCUGCUGGUGAGCUGGGGUGGGAGGUGGGCUUGGGUCCUGCCAGUUUGCAGCUUUUCUACUUCAUCAUUUUCUGUGGGUGUCUUCUCUUUUCCCCAGGUGUAGUCCAUCUGUUGCAGCCUUCUUUCCAAUCUCUCUUUUUGGAUUAGUUGCAUUUGCUGUAUUUUCGUAUUAUAUGUGGUUUUGGGAGGAGGUUUCAGCCUCAUUUCUCAUGCCGCCAUCUUUUCUUGUCUCCCCUAUUGUUUUGUUUUUAUUAGAGCAAAACUGGCAAUUGCUCCAGAAGACAGCAAAAGUGGUUCACAGUGUUCUCACUGGUCUGAAAGCAGAAUUGUUAUCAGGAGACACACCAAAUUGCUAUUGAUGGGUACUUCUAGGUUGGAAAGUGAGAUUGAAGAGAGAGGGUAGAAUUGAAUAAAAUCUCUACUUCUUAUCAACCUACAUCAUUUUAUUCCAUCUAGCAGGUGUCCUCAUGACUUCUUUUGCGGACCAUGUCCAUGAUCCUUUUUGCCUGUGUGAUAAGGGUGAGGGAUGGACUGCCCCUCUCAGCCUCCACUGACUUUUACCACACCCAGGAUUUUCUGGAAUGCAAGAGACGGCUCAAGACUUUAGCCUUGCAACUGGCCCAGUAUCCAGGUCGAGGUUCCACAGAAGGACAGGACUUCAGGAUACACUUUUCUUCUUCAGGGGAUGUGGCUUGCAUGACCAUCUGCUCCCACCAGUGUCCAGCAGCCAUGGCCUUCUGCUUCCUGGAGACCUUGUGGUGGGAAUUCACAGCAUCCUAUGACACCACCUGCAUUGGCCUAGCCUCCAGGCCCUAUGCCUUUCUCGAGUUUGACAGCGUCAUUCAGAAAGUGAAGUGGCAUUUUAACUAUGUAAGUUCCACUCAGAUAGAGAGCAGUUUAGAAAAAAUUCAGGAAGAGCUUGAGUUCCAGCCUCCAGUGGUUCUCACUCUGCAAGACGCAGAUGUGGCAAAUGGAAUGAUGAACGGUCACACACAGAUGCACUUGGAACCCGAAAUUAUUUUUACUAGACACUUAUUUUUUUUUAAUUGUGAAGCUCCUAGUUUCCGAAUGGAACCAGUGACAGCCCUGGGUAUCCUCUCCCUUAUUCUCAACAUCAUGUGUGCUGCUCUGAAUCUCAUCCGUGGAAUUCACCUUGCAGAACAUUCUUUACAGGUUGCCCAUGAGGAAAUUGGAAAUAUUCUGGCUUUUCUUAUUCCUUUUGUAGCCUGCAUUUUCCAGUGUUACUUGUACCUGUUCUACAGUCCAGCCAGGACUCUGAAGGUGGUGCUGAUGCUCCUCUUUAUUUGCCUGGGCAACGUGUACCUGCAUGGGCUGAGGAACCUCUGGCAAAUCCUCUUCCACACAGGAGUGGCUUUUCUGUCUUCAUAUCAGAUACUGACAAGGCAGCGUCAGGAGAAGCAGUCUGGUUGUGGAGUGUGAGGAUGGCGUCGCAUGAUGAGUGGAUCCUUUGGUUUUCCUCUGAAGGCUGUCUGUGUUUCCCUUUUUAUUGUCAACUUUACCUCAAGUUUAUUUUUUCUUUCUUUUUUUUUUGAAGAAUGAUGUAAAACUUUAUUGAGAGAAUUUUAACAGUUAAAUAUCCAGCAUAAGAACAGUCUGCAUGGUUUCAGCUCGACUCUGUUUAACCCCAUGGUUGCCCUUCGCCUUGAACCACAGGUGCUUCAUCAUCUUCUUUGCCCUGAUCAGGUGUAAUAGCCUGGCUCUCAGCGGGUGGCUCCUCUUGUUGAGGCAGCUCACCAUUGGUCUUCUGGUCAACCACUGGUCCAUCCAGCUGGGCAGACUCUUGAUCAUGUCCUUUUCCUCUAAAUUUGGAUCUUGAUUUCAUAUUCCCGCUCAUAUUUCACACAGUUGAAUCUCAGCUAGUGAGAAAGAAUCCGGACAGAGGGAACAGGACUACCUCUGACUCAGCAAUUCUCGCCAAUUCCAACAAAGGCCGACUUUACCUCAAGUUUCCAUCCUUGAAGUUCUUUUGACCACACUGGACUGAUACCAAGAAUUGAGGAUGUUUACCAGGUGCAGUUGAAGGCAUGAGGCCGCUUAAUACCUGGUCCUCGUAUUGUGCUGAACAUUACUGCAGAAUCUCCAGUUCACAUUUACUUAUGACAGCAGAAACUGGGGGCUCAUUCAGAAGUAGCAUUAUUUGAAGAUCAGAAUGGAAUUAUUUUGGUCUUUUAUAUUGGAUGAUUCAAUAAACCACUAGAUUCAGUAACACUAGUUUUAGUAAUUGGCAGUUAUCUAGAGGAAUCACUUUAAAAACCUGUAUCAACUUUCAGUCCAAAUGUGACUCAGGUAGUUUUUUUUUUUUUUCAGAGGGUCAGGACAGGGUGAAUUAAAAACUUAAAAAUAUGGUUCAUAAAUAUAAGCUAGGUAAAUUUUGUUUACGUUUUUUGAUAACUUAGGUCUGAUACAAUACCUUUAGAAUGUUUAAAUGUAUUUUAGAUAUAAAUUGAGCAUAUCUUCAUUUAGGAAAAGGGCAGACUUAAGCUGAGAAAGUAGUUUAAAAAGUUGAGUUUAUUUAAUUUAUAAAAAGCUUUUUAUGGUGGUGGGGCUGUGUGGGUACAGAAAUGUUUUGUAUUUAUUUGCAGGGUUUAUAUGAAUAUUUAAAUUAAUUGAGUAACCAGUGCUACUGGAUCAAAAGCUUAUAAGCAUGAGUAGAAAUGAGAAUUUCAGGAUUCCUUGCAGUGGGCCACAAACUGGCGUAAGCGUAUCACACAAAUUCACGCAAUGUCACUUUACAGAUGCAGGUGGGAGUGGCUUUUGUCAUUAGCCUUGUACAUGCAGCUGAGUGCCUGUCAUUCUAAUGCUGAUGAGUAUUUGACCCUGUGGACCUGCUUCGGAAGACUUCCCGAACUAAUUACUCCUCUACACCUUUCUCUAUUACCUCAGUUAGUCCAAGGGCCUAAUUUUUUGUGAACAAGAAUUAAGUAGGUUUUACCUUUCUUUAAAGCUUUAUAAAGAUAUGAUUAACCCUAUGUUCUAAAAAGUUACUUUUCUUUCUCUUAUUGUCAAAAUAUCGAUUGAUCAUAGUUUUCCAAAAUGUGAAUCUCAGUAAGCUCCCUUAGGUCUCCAAAAAUUUCAUCCUGGGCCAUCCAGGACCAUUCAGGAGGCCAUUUCAGGAGUGUGCCCCCUGCACUGUUCUUGGUAGAAGUCUGAAGUCUGAGCAGCUCAACCACAAUUGCAUGGAAUACUUUCGGUUGAAUUAUGAUGUCUUGAUAAAUUAAAAAAUCCUAUUUUACUAGUUUUUAAAAGUUGAGAA
Messenger RNA from Manis pentadactyla (Chinese pangolin), 4930 nucleotides. It is a transcript of the gene SEC22C, whose product is annotated as SEC22 homolog C, vesicle trafficking protein. The transcript has 7 exons. Bases 2143 to 3096 code for a protein of 317 amino acids. The record is from RefSeq and is a predicted model, not a curated record. NCBI's taxonomy places the organism in Eukaryota, Metazoa, Chordata, Mammalia, Pholidota, Manidae. Gene Ontology annotation, biological process: endoplasmic reticulum to Golgi vesicle-mediated transport.